UGUUAUCUUUCUAGACUGUUGAAAAUCGAAAGUGAGUAAAUCGAGUAUGGCGGAUCGUCAUCCAAUCACAAAGUUGCGCACCUUGCGCCUUUCCGCUAUUUAGGAUCGGCCCCUGAAGUGUUUCGUCUAGAGGAGAGAGCCUCUUAAUAUUUAUCUACAAAAAACUAGAGUACUUAAGUGAGAAUUAAAAGAUCUGCAUGUACUUGCCAUUUUUCUUGCGCUUGGCAUUCAUCAUGUUCCUAAUAUACUCGAAGAGGCCAUGUGAAAAUCAAAUGUACAUCUCAUAAACCGAACUUCGUAAUCUAAGAAUUAUGUAUCAAAACGCUUGCGGAGCGGCGGCCGCGUCUGCCGGUGGAUGUGUGGAAGCCGAUCGCGAAUGCCACAGCUUAAUAUCGAAGGAACCUAUCGUACCUGCGGAGCACGAUUAUAGUGGCUUUGAUAUAGUUAAAGCUACACAAUACGGAGCCUACCAACGUGUUAAGGACUUAAUCGAUGCGGGUUAUAACGUUAACCAGAGAGAUAGCGAAACGGUUACUCUUCUGCAUUGGGCAGCAAUAAACAACCGAAAGGAAAUCAUGCGAUUUUUUAUCGAUAACGGUUCAGAGGUAGACGCUGUCGGUGGGGAAUUAGACGCGACUCCCUUGCAUUGGGCUACGAGACAGGGACACUUAGAUGCAGUCGUGUUGUUAAUGAAUGCUGGCGCCGAUCCUACUCUUAGAGAUGCGGAAGGUUGUUCCUGUAUUCAUCUGGCAGCGCAAUUCGGCCAUACCGCUCUGGUUGCGUAUUUCGUCGCACGAGGUGUUAGUCCCGAUCUGCAGGACAGAGGGGGCAUGACACCGUUAAUGUGGUCGUGUUGGAAAGUAUGCAGCUUAGAUCCUACCCGUCUAUUGUUGACGUUAGGCGCAUCGACAAAGCUAACCGACAGUACGCAAGGCAAUACGGCGUUACAUUGGGCUAUAUUAUCGAGAAAUACUACUGCCAUUUCCACGUUAAUAAUACAGUCUAAUGCCAGUCUAGAUAUUCCGAACCACAGAGGCGAUACACCAUUAGCUUUAUUACAAAAUUGCAGUGGGUCUGUUUGGAUAGGUGCAAAAGUUGGUGAUCGCAUUAGAGAAGCGAUGAACUCGAACCGCUCCCAGAAUAUGUUCAUUCGAAUUUCUAAAGACAAGCGGGUAAAAUGGUGGUGCAUGGUGGGCACUCCUUUUAUUUCUUUUUACAUAGCCGGUCUAAUCUUGAGUGCAAACGUUUUAAUAUUAAUCAAAAUAUUUCUCUUAGUAUGUCUCUACAUAGUUUUACAUUUUAUUGGUCAAGUGUUUUACGACGAUCGACUCAUGGCACUUUUACCACUCAGUAUUUAUUUAGCGACCAAAAUAUGGAUAUACAUUACAUGGAUUAUUUAUAUCAUGCCGCAUACUGCAAUUUUUCUCACUUUAACAUUUCUAUCGAGUUCCGGUGCGUUAUGGUACUGCUUUCUGAAAGCGUGGCUUGGUGAUCCCGGUGUAAUAUCGACUACUAAAGAUUUACAAUUUCGU
Messenger RNA from Photinus pyralis (common eastern firefly), 1532 nucleotides. RefSeq names its product palmitoyltransferase Hip14. Gene Ontology annotation, molecular function: protein binding; palmitoyltransferase activity. The record is from RefSeq and is a predicted model, not a curated record. Gene Ontology annotation, cellular component: Golgi membrane. Gene Ontology annotation, biological process: protein palmitoylation. NCBI's taxonomy places the organism in Eukaryota, Metazoa, Arthropoda, Insecta, Coleoptera, Lampyridae.